CUGAGACACGGAAUGCCUAAUGUCUGGCCUGCCUGUACUUUUUUCAUCACCUGCCUGUUGACCUCUCACCUCUAACUCUGUAUGACCCUGUCUGUUUGUUCAGAUGACUCCCUGCAGAAAGUGGCUCUGCUCCUGGACCACUAUGGCAUCGAUAUGAAGGACUUAACCCCUUCACAGCUGGCCAACCUGCCUGCAGCACUGAAACAGCUGCAGAUGGAGAGUGCUACUGACUUGGGCACCGAUACAGCAGACGAAUACCGGAACAGUGCUGCCCCACGUAAGAAGAUUACUGAGGGGGCCAUGACACACAAGGUGGACAAAUCUCCUGUGCUAGGUGCCCCCACCUCCCUUCCUGCCCCGCCCCCUGGGCCCCAGGCCUCCCCAGAUCACCCUCCCACCAUGGGGGCCCCUCCUGCCACAGAGGGAGCCAGUGUAAAGGAGCCAGGGGCCCCGGUGGAGACAAAGACGCAGGGGAAGAAAGAACCACCAGGAGGGACCACACAUGUGAAGGAGGAAUACGGCUACAUCGUCACCAACCAAAGCCCCCUCAGUCUGUACGACGGGGUGCGUCUGCUGGGGCUCCUGGCUGAGAGGAUCCCACUCUCCACUGGCUCUUUCAUCAACAUCAGGUAGGCUAUAGGCAUAGAGGCCCACUGGCCGACUGGUCCAAUGAGGAGAGAUGACAAUUAGCUAGCUGCUAAUUGCUAAUAAGCGGAUGAUAAUUCGUUGGCUGGUUAAAUCUGACACAUUUACAGAAAUGUUAAUAAAUGUGCAUCGUCCUGAUUGUCAAAUAAACUUAUAAAUGUCAAAUUAAAUGAUCAGGAGAUCUCAGUGUAGAGGGGCCCAUCUCAGUGUAGAUGGGCCAUCUCAGGGGCGUCUCGGUGUAGAGGGGCCCGAUCUCGGUGUAGAGGGGCCCGAUCUCGGAGUAGAGGGGCCCGAUCUCGGUGUAGAGGGGCCCGAUCUCGGUGUAGAGGGGCCCGAUCUCGGUGUAGAGGGGCCCGAUCUCGGUGUAGAGGGGGCCGAUCUCGGUGUAGAGGGGUCAUCUCAGCUCAGGUACUUCUAUGAUCAACAUGCUCCAUUCCCUCUCCCGGGUGGCGGAGUGGUCUAAAGCACUGCAUCGCAGUGCUAGCUGUGCCACCAGAGAUUCUGGGUUCGAGUCCAG
Molecule: messenger RNA, 1162 nt
Organism: Oncorhynchus gorbuscha (pink salmon)
Lineage: Eukaryota; Metazoa; Chordata; Actinopteri; Salmoniformes; Salmonidae
Product: receptor-type tyrosine-protein phosphatase-like N
Exons: 4
Coding region: 82-633 (183 amino acids)
Source: RefSeq, a predicted model, not a curated record